AUGUGGGCUUCUCAAUUCUUGUGUCUUGCCUUGCAAGCAACAGGGGUCUUGUCGCGUCCUGCUGAACCUCUCCUCCAAGAGUACCCAUCGCCACAAGGCAAAGGCAGAGGUGUCUGGAAAAGCGCCUACUCCAAAGCCCAAGACUUUGUUUCACAAUUGACGAUUGAAGAAAAAGUCAAUGUCACGCGUGGAUUUGCCGCCGACAACGUCUGCGCUGGCAACACUGGAACGAUACCGCGCUUAGGAUGGCCAGGAUUGUGUCUCCAUGAUGCCGGCAAUGGCGUCAGAGCAACGGAUCUCGUUAACUCAUACCCCUCUGCUUUACAUGUUGGUGCAAGCUGGGAUAAGAACUUGACAUAUCAGAGGGGUUACUAUAUGGGGAAGGAGUUCAAGGCUAAAGGAGUAAAUGUCCUACUUGGCCCCAACGUUGGACCUUUGGGGAGAACACCGCUUGGUGGUCGUAAUUGGGAAGGCUUCUCAGUCGACCCUUACCUCACAGGCAAGCUGAGUGCGGAAUCUAUCAUAGGUCAUCAGGAUGCUGGAGUCAUUGCCAACGUCAAGCACUUUAUCGCCAACGAACAAGAAACCUAUCGCCGCCCUUACCAUGGCAUCGAGGCAGUCUCCUCCAACAUUGACGACAAGACUCUUCACGAGUACUAUCUCUGGCCCUUUGUUGAUUCUCUCAAGGCUGGUGUUGCAUCAGUCAUGUGCUCUUACAACCGUGUGAACGGAACGUACGCCUGUGAGAACAGCAAAUUGAUGAACGGAAUCCUCAAGUCCGAACUUGAGUUCGAUGGGUUUGUGCUGUUGGAUUGGAACGCCCAGCACAACCUUGAAAGCGCAAACUCGGGACUCGACAUGGUUAUGCCCAUGGGCGGAUUCUGGGGAGAGAACUUGACCAUGGCAGUCGAAAAUGGCACUGUCAAGGAGGACAGAGUUACCGAUAUGGCCACAAGGAUUCUUGCUGCCUGGUAUCUCGUCGGUCAAGACAAUGACUUCCCAACUCCAGGCAUCGGCAUGAAGAACCUCUCCCUUCCUCAUGAGCAGGUAGAAGCACGAAUCCCCGAAUCACGACCAACCUUGCUCGAAGGCGCCAUCGCAGGACAUGUACUUGUCAAGAAUGAGAACAACACGCUUCCUUUCAAGAAGAACCCCAAGAUGAUCUCCGUCUUUGGAUAUGAUGCUACGGUUGCUGCAUCCAAGAACACUGGCAAAUUGUUUGAGCUUGGGUAUGCAUCUUCGCCAGAAAUGGCACAAGCUGUUCUUGGCGAUGAACAUCAUUUCGAUCAAGCUGCCAGAGGAGGAACCAUUGUCUCCGGUGGACGAGCUGCUGCCAAUUCGCCCCCAUACAUCAGCGAUCCCCUCAGUGCUAUCCAGCAAAGAGCCUCUAAAGACGGAGGUUGGGUCAACUGGGACCUGUCUUCCCCUGAUCCGGAUGUCAACGGCGCAAGCGACGUCUGCCUUGUCUUUAUCAACGCCAUGGCAACCGAAGGUUGGGACCGUGACGGUCUCCAUGACGACUUCAGCGAUGGUCUUAUCCUCAACGUCGCGUCCAAGUGCGCAAACACUAUCGUGGCCAUUCACGCGGCUGGUAUUCGUCUGGUCGACCAGUGGAUCGAGCAUCCCAACAUCACAGCUACCAUCAUCGCUCAUCUUCCUGGCCAAGACAGUGGCGACGCACUGGUGAAGCUCCUCUACGGCGAGGCCGACUUUUCAGGAAAGCUACCUUACACCAUGGCGAAGAACGAGAGCGACUACACACCAUACGAGCCCUGUGGGCGAGAGGGAGAUAGCGCAGACCCUCAGUGCGAUUUCACGGAGGGUGUCUAUCUUGAUUACCGCUCUUUUGAUGAUCGGGAUAUCACACCGAGGUACGAGUUUGGAUUUGGUUUGAGCUACACCAAGUUCGACUACUCUUCACUUUCCGUCAAGGUUGGUCAAACAGGAUCAGCCGCUACUGGUGAUCUCUGGGAAACAUAUGCCACUGUUCAAGCAACAGUUUCCAACAUCGGUGAGAGGAGUGGUGAAGAGGUCGUCCAACUCUAUGUUGCUAUACCCAACAGUCCACCCAAGCAACUCCGAGGCUUUGAAAAGGUGAAGCUGGACAAGGGUGACUCAGUAGAGAUUCCAUUCGAGAUUAUGAGACGAGACCUUAGCGUCUGGGAUGUCGUCAAGCAGGAUUGGGUACUACAGUCUGGCAACUACACAAUCUUCGUCGGCGGAAGCAGUCGCAAUCUCCCAUUGAAGGAGUCCUUCACCAUCAAUAAUUAA
Molecule: messenger RNA, 2271 nt
Organism: Fusarium pseudograminearum CS3096
Lineage: Eukaryota; Fungi; Ascomycota; Sordariomycetes; Hypocreales; Nectriaceae
Exons: 5
Coding region: 1-2271 (756 amino acids)
Biological process (GO): glucan catabolic process
Molecular function (GO): beta-glucosidase activity
Source: RefSeq, a predicted model, not a curated record